AGGCGGAACCGGAAGUUGCGGGGAACGCGCCGAUUUCCAACAUGGAGGCCGCCGGGCCCUCCGGGCCGGUGUCUCCAGAAACUGUAGCCGCCCAGUUGUUGGGUGUCCUGUGGUUCGCGUCAGUCACCACCGGACCUUGGGGGGCUGCUGCCACCUCCCGGGGCGAGGAGACGCUUAAAUGUGAGGACCUAAAAGUAGGACAAUAUAUUUGUAAAGAUCCAAAAAUAAGUGAUGCUACGCAAGAACCAGUUAACUGUACAAACUACACAGCUUAUGUUCCAUGUUUUCCAGCACCCAACAUAACUUGUAAGGAUUUCAGUGGCAAUGAAACACAUUUUACUGGAAAUGAAGUUGGUUUUCUCAAGCCUAUAUCUUGCCGAAAUGUAAAUGGCUAUUCAUACAAAGUAGCAGUUGCACUGUCUCUUUUUCUUGGAUGGUUGGGAGCAGAUCGAUUUUACCUUGGAUAUCCUGCCUUGGGUUUGUUAAAGUUUUGCACUGUAGGGUUUUGUGGAAUUGGGAGCCUAAUUGAUUUCAUUCUUAUCUCAGUGCAGAUUGUUGGACCUUCAGAUGGAAGUAGUUAUAUUAUAGAUUAUUAUGGAACCAGACUUAUACGACUGAGUAUUACUAAUGAAACAUUUAGAAAAACACAGUUAUAUCCAUAACUAUUUUAAAAAAACAGAUUUGAGCCUCCUUGAUUUUGAUAAAGAACUUCCAGUAUGUGAAUUUUCAGGUUUUCCUUUUUCUUUGUUCACAUACCGCUUUAUGUAGGGGUUCGAUAUGCUUUUGUUGUUGAUAUUUUUGUUUUGUUGUUUCAGUUGAAUGUAUAUUAUUCUGAGAUUUAUUUAAUAGGACUUUCUUUGAGAUCUGUAUGAUAAUGGAGUCUUUCUGAGGUUACUGUCUUUUUGAGAUAGAUAGCUUAUUACCCAGGUAUUCUUUAAUGUCUUUUCCAAAGACAAGUUGCCACUUGUCAUUUUUACUUAUGAAAAAUAAAAGUAUGUCUUAUUCACA
Choloepus didactylus (southern two-toed sloth) is the source of this 1008-nucleotide messenger RNA. RefSeq names its product TM2 domain containing 1 (gene TM2D1). Gene Ontology annotation, molecular function: amyloid-beta binding; G protein-coupled receptor activity. Bases 42 to 662 code for a protein of 206 amino acids. The transcript has 7 exons. Gene Ontology annotation, biological process: apoptotic signaling pathway. Lineage: Eukaryota; Metazoa; Chordata; Mammalia; Pilosa; Megalonychidae. The record is from RefSeq and is a predicted model, not a curated record.